AUGCCGGCUAACAACCAGGACAGUGAGCUCCCUGCCGAGCAGCGUCAGGCGUCCAGAACCCCCACAGUUUCGUCGAAUACCCAUGUAUCUGCCCAGGUGACGACAGGUGCCGAUGUCGAUGCUGUGGACGUGGAGAAGGCGCAGGAUGCAAGCAAGUUGCGGGGUGGUGAGGGACUGUCCGCUUUUCCUGAGGAUAAGAAGGAGGAAGCCUUGGAAAACGCCGAGGAUGACUGGGCGCAUGAUCCCAUUAAUCCCAGGAAUUGGUCAACACGCAAGAAAUGGACUAUGGCCUGCAUCGUGUCAUUGUACACAUUUGUCACCCCAUUAGGAUCGUCUAUGAUGGCCCCUGCGCUCCCGGACAUUGCUGAACAUUAUCACAUCACGAGCAAGACUGAAGUUGCUGCCACGCUCAGUGUGUUUCUGGCGACGUUCGCGAUUGGACCUCUGUUCCUCGCGCCAAUGUCAGAGAUCUACGGUCGUACAUGGGUGCUGCACAUCAAUAACCUCUUGUUCCUGGCUUUCAUGUUUGGAUGUGCUUAUGCCCCAACGGCCGCGGACUUGAUUGGCUUCCGUAUUCUAGCCGGAUUCGCAGGCAGCGCACCGAUCGCGUGCGGUGGCGGCUCCAUCAGCGACUUGUUCUCAGAAAAGGAGCGUGCGUCUGCUAUGGCCAUCUACACGCUGGGACCGCUAUUGGGGCCUGUCAUUGGCCCAGUAGCCGGAGGUUUCAUCGCGCAGACUAUUGGCUUCAAGUAUAUAUUCAUCGUCGUUGCGGGUCUCUGCGCUGUCGCAGCCGUCGUCGGUAUCCCCUUCCUGCGAGAGACGUAUCAUCCCGUCAUCCGGCUGCGUCGCGCGAAGAAGUCCGGAGAUCCGGAGGCCCUUGCCCGGCUGCAUCCCCAUCUCGUACAAGAGCAUGGUAACCGUAUGCAUCGUUUGAUGUAUGGAAUCUACUACCUCAUGUUCGCCAUCUUCCCGGAUGUUUUCACUGGCAUCUACGGUUUCAGCGUUGGUGUGGGUGGUCUGGCUUACAUCGGGCUCGGUGUUGGAUUUUUCCUCGCGACGCUGUUCGGUGCAUGGGUUUCCGACGGCAUAUACUCUAGGCUGGCCAGGAAACAUGGCAAAGGCAAGCCUGAAUUCCGGAUCCCAUCCCUCAUAUUCGGCUCCUUUUUCGUACCUAUUGGCGUGUUUUGGUACGGAUGGUCGGUGCAAGCCCGUAUCCACUGGAUCAUGCCAAUCAUCGGUACCGGUAUUUUCGGAUUCGGGAUGAUGACAACCUUCCUGCCUAUCCAGCUCUACCUCGUCGACACCUUUACGUUCGCAGCAAGCGCCUUAGCCGCCGCAUCAGUCUUCCGGUCGAUGCUCGGUUUCGCGUUCCCCCUGUUUGGCAGCCAGAUGUUCGAUGCUCUCGGCAUCGGAGGAGGGAACUCCCUUCUUGCAGGGUUGGCCAUCGCGCUCGGCAUUCCAUUCCCGGUUUGGCUGUGGUUCUAUGGCGAGAAGAUGCGUGCCAGCAGCUCAUUGGCUCGAUAACGCGUUGCUCUAUGACUGCUACCACCUCCAAGCCGCGCGCCGCACUCGUCCAUCUACACGGCGUCAAGACGGCUUGCUUCGCUGCCAAGGUGUAGGUGUACCCCUUACGAUAGACGUAACGUAUCUAGCCCAAAUCCUUUCGCUUCCCUCUCACGACACGCACGGUGCUACCUUAACUAUCUACUAUUAUACCACCUUCACAAUGCCACUCGUUUAGUACGAAGCCUUAAAGGCCGUGUGGUGACACCGUUCAAAUAGCAAUUCGUGCAGUUAUGCCUUUUAAUUGCUUAUAGAUCCCGACCGGACUCAGGUUCCUUCCGCGUUCGUCCUGUAUGCUAUCAUACUGCUCGUGAUGCCAUCGUGCUCGUAUCGUAUCGGUUUCGAUACUGUAAGCUUUAUAUUGGUUUGCUUACAACUAUC
Dichomitus squalens LYAD-421 SS1 is the source of this 1944-nucleotide messenger RNA. RefSeq names its product MFS general substrate transporter. The record is from RefSeq and is a predicted model, not a curated record. The transcript has 11 exons. NCBI's taxonomy places the organism in Eukaryota, Fungi, Basidiomycota, Agaricomycetes, Polyporales, Polyporaceae. Gene Ontology annotation, biological process: transmembrane transport. Gene Ontology annotation, molecular function: transmembrane transporter activity. The coding region runs from base 1 to 1524 and encodes 507 amino acids.